Molecule: messenger RNA, 1373 nt
Organism: Vanrija pseudolonga
Lineage: Eukaryota; Fungi; Basidiomycota; Tremellomycetes; Trichosporonales; Trichosporonaceae
Product: FAD-dependent monooxygenase OpS4
Exons: 5
Coding region: 63-1373 (436 amino acids)
Molecular function (GO): monooxygenase activity; FAD binding
Source: RefSeq, a predicted model, not a curated record
GCUACUUGAUAUACUUGCAUGCGUCGCUGUCGUCUCUCCUGGAAUCACCAGCAGCUAGCAUCAUGGCACCGGGACUACCAGAGCUCAACAUCCACAUUAUCGGCGCAGGAAUGGGCGGCAUGGGCACUGCCCUAGCAUGCGCGCGCCAAGGCUUCAAGUCGAUCCACGUGUGGGAGAGCGCGAGCAACAUUGGCGAGGUUGGCGCGGGGAUCAACAUCCCCCCGAACCUUGCGCGCGUGCUUGACAAGUGGGGCGUGCUGGGGGACGUGAGCAAGGAGGGCGUGUUGAUUGAGAAGGCGCAUGUGCUGGACGGCUCGACCGACGAGGUGCUCACCACGGUCAGCUACGAGGACUACAUGCAGAAGGAGUACGGCUGGCCCUUCACCACUGUGCACCGUGCCGCCCUGCAGCGCGGGCUCGUGAACGGCGCGACGGGCAGCGGCGUGGUCACGCUGCACCUCGGACACUACAUCACCAAGUACGACUUUGACAAUACCCGCUUCCAGGUCAAGGGCAAGCACAAGGACGACAGCAAGGCUGUGUGGACGGACGCCGACGUCAUUAUCGCCGCGGACGGGGUGAAGAGCAAGGCUCGCGAGGCGAUGAUGGCGCGCAAGGGAGUUGUGGAUGAGGUUGAGGACACCGGCCAGGCAGCCUACCGUAUCAUGGUGCGCCGCUCGGCCAUCAAGGAGGACCCCGACCUCGUGCCCUUCUUCACUGGCUCCGAGUCUUACCGCUGGAUCGGCGAGAAGCGCCACAUCAUUGCCUACCCCAUCGACAGCCACGACCUGUUCAACAUGUCGACGACUCAGCCUGACCGGCACUUCGUGCAGGCGGACACGUGGACCGCGGCGGGGAGCAAGACGGAGAUGCUCAAGACGUUCCACGACUUCUGCCCGCGUGUGCAGAAGCUGCUCUCGCUCGUGCCAGAGGGCGAGGUGCUCGAGUGGAAGCUGCGCGUGCACAAGCCCAUCGCGCAGUGGGUGGACCACAACACCGCGCUCGUAGGCGACGCGUGCCACCCGACGCUGCCGCACAUCGCGCAAGGCGCGGCCCAGGCGGUCGAGGACGCAAUGUGCCUCGGUAUCGUGCUCGCCAAGGUCAAGGACAAGAGCGAGAUCCACCGCGCCCUCGAGGUGUACCAGACUAUCCGCAAGCCGCGCACCGACUGGGCCGUCAACACGGCCGCGGAGAACUCGAAGGGCCUGCAUACUGCCGACGCGAAGGCGCGCAACGCCGCGUUUGCGAGCGCGGACGAGAGCGCCAACCCCGACAAGAUGCUCAGCCGCGAGGUCCACGACAUCCUGUUCAACUAUGAUAUUGCCAAGGAGACGGAGGCGAGCUUUGACAAGCUGUUUGCCGAGCAGAAGUAG